AUGCGAAGGGAGCUCACCGAUUUCGUCGGUUGCGCCGUCGCCGCACCCUCCGAUGGAAUCUUUCAUCCUGCCACGAUUACAGGCAUAGUGCCAGACGAGGCCGAUGGCGAACUUAUCAGGGUGAGAUUCGACGGUACAUCGGUCGAGCAGUAUUUCAAAAAGACGCAGCUUGUUGGGAAGAAUUUAACCGACGUCAAGGAUGUACGACUUCAACCAGAUCAAAAUGUUUUUCUGACGGUUGAUGAAAAGGAGAUAAUCGGAAUUAUCCGCAAUACAAUUGAUACAGGAGCCUACGUUGUCGCCAUUGAAGGUCGACAAAUCACAGUGGAAAGAGAUCAGAUCAGGCUGCUGAAAGAUACGAUGGGCAUUCGAAAUCGAACUCAGUCAGACGCAGCACGCAGACGCCCGUCUAGUUUUGCAUCGACAGCAUCGUCCGAGCAUAGAUCAAAGGACGAGUUCGACGUUGCUCGCACACUCGUGAGUCUAAGAACCGACAUUAUUGAUUUCGAAGACAUGGAGCGGGAGAGAAACUACGAAGUCAAUGAGCGGGAGAAAAAGCUAGCCCAGCUCUCGCGCGACCGUAAUUCCGUGAUUUGUGAGAAUCCGUCGAGCUCGCUGUCAGCCUCGAGCUCAAGCUAUGAGGCUCCAGCGAAUCCUCACAUGGAUGAUAGUGACAUUGAUAGUGACAUCGAUGUCGAGCGAAUCGACGACGAUCCUCUAGCUGAAAUUGAUAAUGCCUGCGACGAUAUGGAGAUCGAUCAGGCACACUCUCCGAAGCAGCAUGUCAGCGGUGGCAGAAGUCCAACUGUAACCGACAGUAUGUCCGGAAUUUCUGGAUUUUCCCGAUCGGUGCCAAUCGUUCCGAGCCAUUCCGGUUGGGGAACUUCUCCACAAAUCAUCGGUGGAAUUAAGUGUCUCCGGAUCACAGGCACACCUUCCGGCACCCCGAUCUCCAGUAAUUCUCCAAAAGGAAACUUAUCCGCUCAUUCUGUACCGAUUCCAGUUGGGACACCCGUCUUUACCGCGUCUGGUUUACUCAUUGGGUCGCCAAAUACAGUACCAUCAAUUUCGAUCGACUCACAAGCAAGGUUCAUCCAGCAACAAGUAAAUCAGUAUCACCUCUCUCCAAACCAGUUCGCCUUUUCGACGGGUCCCGCCUCCCCGACAAGCUCUGCUCAGACAUCUAUGUCGUUGCCUAGCCGCGGUGCCGAGACGAUUGCUCCUCCGCCGCAAUUCCGAAGCACUGGCGUCGCGCAGAGGAUCGGCGAUAGAGGCGUUACAAAGCGUCCGGGUGAUGGAAAAAAAUGUCGCAAAAUAUACGGUGUGGAGAACAGACACAAAUGGUGCUCCCAGUGUCGCUGGAAAAAAGCCUGUCAAGCCUUUACUGACUAA
This is a messenger RNA of Oikopleura dioica, 1392 nucleotides long. The record is from the annotation of a GenBank genome assembly. NCBI's taxonomy places the organism in Eukaryota, Metazoa, Chordata, Appendicularia, Copelata, Oikopleuridae.